AUGGCAGCAGUCCGUUACGACACUCCGGAGAGCCGUGUGCCUAGCGACAACAAGCAACUUGUCCUGGAAGAUUACGUGUCGGAAUUGGUCGCGAGGGCUGUUCAAGCGGCAUCCAAGGACCGCGGCAUCGACCGUCUCGGUGCAGAUGACAAUCAUUCCGAGGUUGCCUCUUCGGCGGCGGUUACGCCGAAUACCCACGGCAUCUGUCUCCCGCCUAUCAUCAUCAAGACGAAGCCUGAGCCGCAUUUCAGAAAUGACUUCUUCGAGAUUGGCCCUUCCAAGAUUGCGGGCUGGGGCGCCUUUGCUUCCCGAGAACUAAGGCAUGGCCAGGUCAUCCUCAGGGAGGCUGCUCUGUUCACUGCCGAUUCCACCCGCUUGUUUAAGCAGUAUGAUCAGCUGCGGCCCGAGGAAAAACAAGUGGCGCUCAGCCUCCAUGCCAACAGCCUCGCUAAACCAGGAACUCCUCGGAUCCAAGCCAUCUGGGCUACCAACUGGCACGUCCUUCUUUUUCUUGGACCCUUCACCGUUGGCGGUCGGCAUGCUGGCCUGUUCCCCGUGGCUGCCCGGUUUAAUCACGCCUGCUUCCCGGGACAAAACAUCGAUUUCAAAUUCGAUGAUGAGUCUCGGUGCUUGAUUUUGACGGUGCGUGCAAGUAAGAUCGCGCUUGGUGAUGAGCUGAGCAUCAACUACGGAAGGGACCGAACGUUGGGUGAGCUGUACAUGACCUACGGCUUCAGAUGCAAGUGUGGAGGGUGUCCCGGGCUAAGCGAUCAGGAUGUUUUGAGACUUACAUCUCAGUGGUAG
Molecule: messenger RNA, 804 nt
Organism: Purpureocillium lilacinum
Lineage: Eukaryota; Fungi; Ascomycota; Sordariomycetes; Hypocreales; Ophiocordycipitaceae
Molecular function (GO): protein binding
Source: RefSeq, a predicted model, not a curated record